This is a messenger RNA of Asterias rubens (European starfish), 3075 nucleotides long. Its product is annotated as sec1 family domain-containing protein 2-like. Gene Ontology annotation, biological process: vesicle-mediated transport; intracellular protein transport. The transcript has 16 exons. Lineage: Eukaryota; Metazoa; Echinodermata; Asteroidea; Forcipulatida; Asteriidae. The record is from RefSeq and is a predicted model, not a curated record. The coding region runs from base 140 to 2173 and encodes 677 amino acids.
GACCGGCCAACAUGGCAGCCUCCAGAACGUAAAUUUUGACAGCGAUUGACAUUAUUUUGACAAUGUAACAACAGACAUCGAGAACACGCUUCUAAACUUGUAACAAAAAAAGGAAAAAACAACAGUAACAGUUUUAAAAAUGUCAGGGUCAAGGAGCAUCACUGCCUGUUCCAGAUCAGGCUGGGAGUCGAUCUGUCAACAUGUAGGGAAGGCAGUCGUCUUUAUUGACAACUCCAUGGUGGAAUGUCUACACUGGUGUGGAGGAGCAGGAAUGCUUCUCAAAGGUGGGGCUGUUAACAUCAAGGAAUUCUCAUCAUUUGAGAGUGGUACACAAGAAGAGAGGAAGGCUGUGUUCAUUGUUAGUGGAGUUCUCAAAGAUACUGUGGAAGAAAUAAUCAAGGACGUUGUUCGCUCCAGUCAGUUUCAGUACUGUAUCGUCAUCACUGCUGUUCCUCAGUCAUUACAUGUGCAUCUUAUGACGGAGGGGCCAGGUGAAGGCAGCACGGAUGGCGCCCUCUUUGCCCAGUUUGAGAACAAGCUCAGAAAGUGGAUGGGUGGUCCGAUCGCGGAGGCUGAGGUUCAUCACAUUCCAGUGUUUGCCGCCCCCGUGUGCCCAAAUUUAUUUGUCACACCGACCUACAGCUCACUCUUCCCAUUAUUGACCUCUGACCUGGUCAAAGUUCAAGAAGGCAGAGAACACAGGGGAGAGAAGAAAUCGGCUGAUAAAUUUGAUGAUAUUGAGCUUCACAUGUUACCAUGGGAACUUCAAACUCAAAUCAAGAUGUUUGUGUCGAGCCUGAGUGGUUUUUGUGAGCAGCUACAAGUCAGUGAGGAUGUGUAUGCAGUCGGUCACACUAGCCGGAUAGUAGCCUCUGAACUUGCUGGCCUACCCUCGGCCAAGGCCAGAAGAAAGGCUGCACAGCAUAGAGCAUCUGUCUUACUGGUCGAUCGGACGUUAGAUCUUGUAGGAGCCUCAAGCCACCUCAACAGAGAAACUCUGGCAGAUAAGCUCUUUUCAUUUCUCAAUCGUUUGCCGGGUCACAGUGCCGACGUUGCAGUUGACAUGGCAGAUGUAUACUCCCUAGGAGGGAAUCGUCAGAGCUCGUUGGAAGUGAUUUAUCCGGGUUGUCUGGCUCACCCCACGGAUUCCACAUCAUCUUCUGUCUUAUAUACCCUCAUCACAACAAAACACAAGGAAAGUUUAAUGGACGUGAAUAGACAACUGGUUGAUUGCAUCUCUAAGGAGAAACUACCCCUUAAAAUGGGCGUGAAAAUAGGAAGAGUGGGACCUGAAAUUCUGCAGACUCACCUACAACUGUUCAAGGACAAACCAGACGCUUUGCGCAGGAACACGGGGCUGUUGCAGAUAGCGUCGGCCUGCGUAGAGGCUCUGAAGCACCCAGACCAGGGUGAGUGGGAUCGUGCCCUCAGUGCUGAGAAGCUUUUCAUACAGGCCAUGGGAGAGGAAAAUGGCACACCAACCCUCGACCAAAUCUUAACCAUCUUAGAGAAAGGGCAGACAGAGCAAUUGCCACAUAGCCUGGAUAUCAUACUCCUGUUACUCAUCUUUGCGUACUCCCUGGCUGGAGAUGACAGCGUAAACUUUGACCUCGAUGAAAGGAGCUUGAAGAAUCUGUUAGUACAGGCUAUCUUAUCUGAGCAGGAGCCGUCUGAUGUCCUGACUUCUUUCACCGGAGAGAAACGAAUGGACGACUCUGUUAGGGACGCAGUUAAUCGACUCUUCGUCAAAUUGAGAUCCGUUGGGAGAGCCAGGGAUCAUCUGCAACAAUUCAGGUCCAUCUUUGAUCAUGGCAGUAUGGUUGCCCCAGCCUCGUACAACCCCUUCUUCAAACAACUCCUUGACAAUAUUUUCAGUUCAACCAAACCAGACUUACCUGAUGUUGAGUAUAAGUCAACGGGUCUCCGAGAUCUAAUCAAGACUGGGUUCAGGUUCUUUGUGAAUGUGAGUAAACCACGCCCAAGUGACCAUCCCCUGUUAAUCUUCUUCGUCUUGGGCGGGGUCACCUGCUCUGAGUUCAAGAUGAUCAAAGAAACAGUGGCUGCUCAUUCUCCAAAUACACAGGUUGUCGUGGGAAGCACAUGUGUUCUGAAACCAACAGACGUCUUGAACUUGCUACUGUGUCAAAACAAUUUACAGCCAGGGACGACGUGACAUUGAAACGCACACCAUCGUCAGAAACGUACAUCUUAAUCAGCGCUGUGAAUUCAGGGUUUUGGUACUUUUUGUCUGACGACACAAAACCCAACGUCCACAGGUUUACAUUAAACUCACACUGUUUGAAGAUAGAAAGCUUCCCUUAAUAUAUUACUAGCUGAGAUGCUGUAGUUUUUCGAGAGAUGAGUAAAACAACGUCACAAGAAUAACUAUUGUCUUCGGAGACAUAUGUUAUUACAAACUGGUAAAUUAUAUUAGAUACAUCUUCAUUCACAGUGAGUAGGGAUUCAUGUCAUAGUUAAAAACUUAAUCUACAAGACGUAUCAACUAAACCCUUCAACCGAAUGAGGUGGUCUCAUCCUGUCUUGAGCAUGUAUGCUCUAGACAGUGGCAUAACCAUAACCAGACAUUUACAUUGGAAGGGGGGGGGGAAGCAAGGGCAAAGACAUAAUUUGGUUGUGGGGAGGCUUUUUUAAGGAAAGGUAUACAUGUGGUAAUCCCCCCUAAAAUUAAUUACAGUAAUUUAUUGUUCACUCAAAGUUUCUGAACAAUUAUUAAAAAGUUAAGAUUUCAGAAGUUUUGGGACCCCUAGUAUUUUAAUCCUUCAAGAAAAAUUCUUUACCAAUUAAAUGCUGUUUAUCACUGCAUCGUAUCAACUAGAUGUGUAAAUAAAUAUAUAUUGGGAUAUGAUUCCAGAUAAAUGAAUCGUCUUAAUUUGGUUUGAUUUCACUGUUGGAAUUUAGCAUCUCAAAAAUAGUGUAUAUAACUAUUGUAUUUCAGGGAAAUAUUCGAAUAUACAGUAUACAGUGCUAAAACACAUCUGUAUAUAUAUAUGGGUACGACCCCCAUUGAUACUCAUUAUCCCUGAUGCAAACUGAACAUCUAUUAAAUCGUUGCAG